Molecule: messenger RNA, 3969 nt
Organism: Tripterygium wilfordii
Lineage: Eukaryota; Viridiplantae; Streptophyta; Magnoliopsida; Celastrales; Celastraceae
Product: E3 ubiquitin-protein ligase BRE1-like 1
Exons: 19
Coding region: 411-3059 (882 amino acids)
Cellular component (GO): nucleus; HULC complex
Molecular function (GO): metal ion binding; ubiquitin protein ligase activity
Source: RefSeq, a predicted model, not a curated record
CGAAAUACCCUUCCAACAUUCCUAAAAUUUCCAAGCUCUCCCAAGUACAAAGCCAGUUCCACAGGACAAUUCUGCCUCCUCUCCUCGAAACUGCGGCAGAUAGAGAGAGAUAGAGAGAGAGAGCGCGAUAAAGUUUAACUGUGUUCCUUCAAGAGAUCGUUACCGGACGCUAAAAGGAUUCAAAAGGGAACGAUUUUUGAUUGGGGAAUUUGGGAGAACGGGCAGUUGGGAAUCGGAUUAGGGUUUUUGAGAAUUGAUUGGUUAGGGGGUGCAUAGGGCAGUGCAUGUGGUUUUCGAUGUGGUAUUUGAUAAUAUUGUUUGGUGAUGUGAGUGAAAUUUUAUGUGGUAUAGUCUAGGGUUUGUGGUUGCUGGGUUGGACUUUCCUGACAGUGGUGAGUGUGGUUUUUUCAAUGGGGAGCACGGGUGAGCAUGACCGGAAACGGCGUCACUUUAGCCCCAUCUCGCCCACAGAAACUGCUGCAGCAAAGAAACAGUCUUUUGCGCCAAUCUCAGAGGAAAAGAAGCUUGAUGCUGCUGUUCUUCAAUUCCAAAACCAGAAGCUUGUUCAGAAGUUACAAGCUCAAAAGGUUGAGUAUUCUGCACUGGAGAAUAAGUUAUCUCAAAUAAAGGAAAAACAACAGCCGUACGAAUCCACACUGAAAGUUAUUGAUAAAUCAUGGGAAGCGCUGAUUACUGACUUAGAAACGUCUUCUAUCCACACCAGAGAGUCAAACAGUGGACAAGAUGUUAAACAUGUAUUGAUAACAGAUGAUGGAGCUUCUUCUCCCUUCAAGGAUGCUUUUCUUAGCAGACUCUGUGAAACUGGUGCAACAGAGAGUUCAUCUGCAAAUAUUUGCCCAAAUCGAAUGGAAGAAGAUGAUGGAACUACUUGUGAAAAGAUUAGAAACAUUUUAGGAAAUAUAGUAACUGCCAUCGACAACCUUUGGAAUUGGAGGAAUGGAUUGCAUUCUGCAGUUCUUAAAGAGCUUCCGGUGGAUGGUUCAUGCAAGGAAAAGGCUUCUCGUGCAUUAGAGAUUGAAGUGAAGAGCCUGAGGCCAGUGCUAAGUGACCUUCAUUUGAAGCACAAAUCAUUAGCACGGGAGUUGCAGAGUCAUCGAGACAUGGAUGCGAGGAAUAAAGCAGAGCUUAAGCGUUUAAAAGGGGAAUUGGGGAUCAUGGUUGCGGAAUUGGAAGAUAGUAAUCGGAAGCUUGGAGCUCUUAAAGCGGAGAGAGAUGCCACCAAAGGGGCAUUUUUUCCUGUCUUAAACUCGGGUAGUAAACAUGUUUCUAAUGAUAGAGUUAGAGAUAAGAAGAAAGAUAUGCAUGACAUGGAGUGCGCACUGAAAGAGCUAUCAGACCAAACUGCUUCUCGACUACUGGAGUUGAGGGGGCUUCAUGAAGAAAGGAUAAAGAUAUUGCAGCAUUUGUCAGAUUUGCGGAACAAGUUGAAGAGUGUGAAGUCUCUUUCCUCUUCCCAAGCCUACCUCUUGGUCAAAGGUCAACUAGAAAAGUCAAGAUUUGAAGUUUUGCAGUAUCAGGCAUUAUACGAGAAACUACAGGCUGAAAAGGAUAGUCUUCUGUGGAAGGAAAAAGAAUUGCAUAUAAAAAAUGACUUGGUUGAUGUUUCAAUAAGAUCUUCUGCAGUUGCUGAUUCUAGAAUUUCUGAGUUAGAGGUAGAAAUAGAAAAACAAAUUAGUGAACGGAAUAUGAUUCAAUCGAAGUUUGAGGAGGCAUCAAGAGAACCAGGAAGGAAAGAAAUAAUUGCUGAAUUUAAAACUUUGCUUUCAUCUUUUCCUGAGGAAAUGGGAACAAUGCAAAGUCAACUUAGUAAAUACAAGGAAUCUACUUCUGAUAUACAUUCUUUGCGUGCUGAUGUGAAGUCUCUUUCUGAUGUUGUUGAUAGGAAGGUGAAAGAGUGUGAACAUUUAUCUUUGCGAUCGGCUGAUCAAGUUUCUGAGAUGCGAAAGUUACAAGCUGUGGUCCAAGACUUGAAGGAAAGUGAGCUGGAAUUGAAGCUGAUAUUGGAAAUGUAUAGACGCGAAUCCUCUGAUUCAAGUAACUGCAGGGAUGUCCUGGAUGCGAGGGACUCAGAAUACAUGGCGUGGGCUCAUGUUCAAAGUUUGAAAUCCUCUCUUGAUGAGCAGAACCUGGAGUUACGGGUUAAGACUGCUAAUGAGGCUGAAGCAGUAUCACAGCAAAGGCUAGCUGCUGCUGAAGCUGAAAUUGCAGACUUGAGACAAAAGUUGGAAGGUUCUAAAAGGAAUAUGUCUAAACUUUCGGAUGCCGUGAAAUCAAAAAAUGAAGAAAAUGAAGCCUACUUAUCCGAGAUUGAGACAAUUGGACAGGCCUAUGAUGAUAUGCAGACUCAAAACCAACAACUAUUGCAGCAAAUUACCGAGAGAGAUGACUAUAACAUCAAGCUUGUUGUGCAAGGGGUGCGAGCAAGGCAGCAACAGGAUGCUCUACUUAUGGAUAAACGGAAAUUGAAUAGGGAGAUUCAGCUAGUGCAUGGAUCAGUUGAUUUCUAUCUCAUGAAAACUGCUAGAAUUGAAGAUCAGUUGAGAAUUUGCUCCGACCAGAUUCAGAGACUUGGGGAAGACAGGCUUCAAAAAUCUUCCACUCUGGAAAAUACACAGAAGAGAUUGCUAGAUGUUAGAAUGUCAUCAAAUCAGUUGAGGGAGAAUAUGGAAGAAUCUCAGUCUAAGGUUGAGGGAAGUCGAGCAGCUCUUUUAGAGCUGCGGGUAGAACUAGACAGAGAAAGGUUUGACAAGAGAAGAAUAGAAGAGGAAUUGGAGGUUGCUAGGCGAAAGCUUUCGCGACUUAGAGUACAGAUAGAGGGUUCAUCUACUUUAGAGAAGCUUCGACAGGAACUCAGAGAAUACAAGGAAAUACUCAAGUGUAGCAUCUGUCUUGACAGGCCAAAAGAGGUUGUUAUCACAAAGUGCUAUCACUUGUUCUGCAAUCCAUGCGUACAUAGAAUCAUUGAAAGUCGUCACCGCAAGUGUCCCGCAUGUUCUGCAAGUUUUGGGCCGAAUGAUGUCAAGCCUGUAUAUAUCUGAUGGGAAGGAGGAAGCUUUGUUCUCUCCUGUUAUUUGUGGGAUAUGUCAUUUUUCAGCUCAUGGACUUGCAGCAUAUGGCUGAUGGCGUUUGCAUAAAUAUGCCCACAGGUUCAUCUUGUAGUGUUGUUGCAGAAAAAGAACAAAAACGCUGGUAGCUGGUUCCCUGUCUUAUUUUGUGAAAAUCAGCUUAGAUUUGUUGUAGGUUGUUGAUUGGGCUGAAAUGAUUUAUUAUGACAUUUUACAGUAGCCAUAAAUUUUUGUCAUUUUUACUGCUUGGAGCCUCUGUGAUUUUUCAAUUGAUUUCAGAAUUGAUCAAAUACUAUUGCCAAAGACCCUGAACGUUGCUUGACCCAUGUAAUGAACAAACCUACUGGUGCCAAGCCUCAGAAAUAGCACGCAGACAUGUUAGUGGCUCAAGUUGGCUCCAGUAGUCAUAUGCAUCAUCAUGCAUGCAACUCCAGCCCCCGGAGAAAAGCUGGAGAGAUAACUGUGUAUUCAGUAUUUCAGCUUGUUAAACGUUAGGAACUUGACAAUGUGCAUCUUGUAGUUUUGGGUUUCCUUAGCUGAUGUGCAGUUGUAGGUUGAUGAUGUAACUUCUGUACUGUUAAAUUGUUAUUUAUUUCAUAAUUACGGUUGAUUUUUUUCCUUGAAGAGUCUUGGUUGAGUAGAAUUAUCUGGUUAGCCCACCCUUACAAGCUGUAUUGAGUUCUUAUAUUUAACUUUUUGUGUCUUCUCCAAGGAAAGCAAGAAGUUCCUCUUGAUGAUGUUACAGAGGAGGCCAAGUUGGAGACAUGGUUUUAAAUGUUGCAGGGGGCAAGCUGGAGGCAUGGUUUUUUUGUAUUAGAAUUCUGUAAUUUGUAAGUAACGGUCUUGAGAUUAUUUUUAUUAGAUCUUUCUUUUGCCCUGCCAA